GAACUGAUGUAUGAUGUCUGAUGUUUUGCACUCUGAACUGAAGUACCUGUUAAACAGAAGUUUUGUUAGAAGCCCAUCAGAGAGCCAGGCUGCCACUGCGGUGCAUGCUGGGUGAUAUUGAGGCAGCCUAGCAGCAGCAGCAGCAGCCGGCUGACUCAACUCAACCUUCACUCUCUGCUUCACUUUCAGCCUCCUGAACUCCUAAACUCUUCAGCUGCUCUCCGUCUAACUAACAUUAUGGAGGACUCUGUCUUUACCUGAGUCAUGGACAUCAGCGGACAACAUCUCACGGUUAGAUCACCUGCUUUAUUCUGGUGUAGUCAGGAGGAUUCGUUGAUUGCCAGAGAAUCAUGGAGCCAGAUGUGAUCCGUAUGUACUCCUCCUCUCCGCCCCCGAUGGAGGACGCUGCCGAGGACGAGGAUAACGAGUUUGGAGACUUCGACACAUUCUCUGGCGUCCCAAGCAGCAUCAGCUUCACAGAGUUCGACACCCCGACCACUUUCAACCAGUCCCAAGCUUUGACCGCCACCUCCCCGCCCGAGCUCCUCGCCAACAGAGGGGUGGUGGGAUUCAGCCACGGCUCCUCUAACGGCACCCACGGCCCGAACACUGAGCUGUCCAAGGCUAAUGGCGUUGUGCCAGCGAGCCACCUGGGCAGCGGUCCCUUAGAAAGAACUGAGAUGAAAAAGGUCCUCUCCAGCUCUCUGGAUUUCUCUGUGAGCGACACAGCUGGCAGCGAGCCGGCUGAUUGCAACGGCGGAGGCACAGAGGUGCUAACAAACGGGUUUGCAACCUUCGAAGUUCAGGGAAGCCCUUCCUCGCAGAAUUCUGUCCACUGUCAUAUAAAAGGAACGUCCACUGAGGACACGGGCAGCGUCCCCGCCGGCAGCCCCGAGGACGAUUUUGCAGACUUUGCUGCUUUUUCCAAUGCUGAAGGACACCUCAGCCAGACGGCAAACGAGGACUCGGACAAUCCAACAGGGGGUAGCUGCCACGACGAGCACUGUAAUAUAGAGCAGGGAACGACUUCAGAGGACAAUGUCAGGGACACAAACAGAACUGGACCCAUACCUGUUCCUGCUGAGGCCCCGGAUGGCUCGUGCAACACGGACCGGGGUCCUCACACGGACGCUGACUCUCAACAAAGGGACGUAGCCUUUGCACAGGAGCACUUGGCCUCAGAGGCAGUUUGCACUAACAGACCCGUCACGUUGAACGGGGUGGAUGUAGCCGACAGGGACGAUUCCAAAGACGCCACGGGCUGCAGUGAAAGCGACCUGUCACCUGACACGGCUGCGGACGGUGAGGCGGGACAGUCGGACGGGAAGGGCUCCGGUAACGAGACCGAGACCGAGACGGAGACCGAGACGUCGUUGGGCCGGCCGCUGUCGACAGACGCUCUAGAGGAGUUCGGUGACAUGAGCACCACAGGCUCGGUGCCCUCGCCGCCCCUCCAAGGGGAGACCGCCACGCCCGCCGACCACAGCCAGCUGGGAGAGGACGAGGAGGAUGAGGACUUUGGGGACUUUGGAGACGCCGGCUCAUUCAGCGGUCAGGGCUUCACUGACUUUGACCAGCUGGACGUCCAGCAGGAGCAGAGCAGGUCGGACAGCCCUGCUCCUACACAGGAAGCUACAGACGCGAAGGAGGAAGACGACUUUGGCGACUUCAACUCCCCCAAAUUUCACGACAGUGGAAACGAGGGGGAGGAUGGAGGCAAGUUUGCAGAUUUCCCCGUCAGCGACAGUUUUGGGAAUUUCAGCUCGGCAGGUGCAGACGGUGCAGACGGUGCAGACGGUGCAGACGGUGCAGACGGUGCAGACGGUGCAGACGGUGCAGACGGCGAGGCGGAUGCAGGGUGGAGCGCCUUCGGGGAGCUGGAGCAGCAGCAGCAGGUGGAGGAGGGGGAGUCCUGGGCGGCGUUCAGCACGGAGCAGAGCGUCGCUCCUCCUGCAGAGAGCAGAGAGGAGGAGGAAGAGGUGGUGGUGGAGGAGGAGGAGGAGGAGUGGCAUGAAAGUGAACUUACUGCAGUCAGCGAGGAAACCAGCAGGACAGACAGACAGUCGGCGUCGCUGUCAUGCCGUCUGGAGAAGCUGUUUCAGGGCAGCUUCCCUCAGACCGCCGCCCCCUCGGUGGAGGACGAGGUGGCGUCCCUGAGGAUCCUGCUGGGACCGCCAGAGGACAAACCAGGAGUCGAGGAGGAGAAGACGUCGCCGUGCAACAGGUCUGCGCGUGGCAACGUGUGGAUACAGCUUCGGGACAUCCACGAGGCGUUGGGUCUCAGAUACCAGUGGGGGGGCUCCUACUGCAACAAAGCACUACUCUGCUGCCUCGGCAUCGACACCCGGAACAUUCUGUUCACGGGACAGAAGAAGCAGCCGGUCAUCGUGCCCAUGUACGCCGCCAGCCUGGGGAUGCUGGAACCAACCAAAGAGCCUGUGAAGCCCGUCUCUGCAGCAGAGAUGAUUGCCUCUAUAGCCCAGCAGGCGCCUCCAGUGGCUCCAGUGAAAAGCUCCUGUCCCUCAGAUACAGUCCAGCAGGAGUCGCUCCCACCCGUCCAGUUCGACUGGAGCAGCAGUGGCCUUACCAACCCUCUGGACGCGAGCGGAGGCUCGUCUCUCUUAAACCUGGAUUUCUUUGGUCCUGUGGAGGAUUCAGGCUCCACCAGCUCACCCUCCAUCCCAGGAGUCGACCCGGAGCUGUACGAGCUAACGACGGCCAAGCUGGACCCCGGCAGCUCCGGCAGUCGGGUGGCAGAUGCCUUCGCCCGCCUGAUGUCCACCAUGGAGAAGACCAGCACCUCCACCAGGAAGCCGAGGAAAGAGGAGAAUCUGAGCGACGAGGCUGCCAAAGUGAUCGCUGGUCUGCCCGAUCUCUCCUUCAUGCAGGCCAAAGUGCUGAUGUUUCCCGCCACGCUGACGCCGCUCGGCUGCCAGGCCACACCGGACUGAAUCCUCGGCCUGUCCUCUGACAUCAUCACCUGACCCCGCCCACUCUGCCCACUGGCCCCGCCCACUGACUCGGCACAUUUUAACAAGUUGUCGUCUUCUUUUUCUUUUUUUCUCUUGCUGCAACUUAGUUCCUCCCUUUCAUACUUUUUUUUUUUUUUUAAAUUUGCGCUUUUCAGCUUAUAAUUUUUAAAAAUAAAACGAAGCAUUUAUGAUCACAGGAAAACAGCUCGGAUGUGGAGGAGCGCUCAGCCGACGACCUGCACAUUUAACGGAAUACGAGAUUAAUUAAUUUAUAGUUUAUAAUUUAUAGAGUCGAUAAUUUAUAGAGGAAGGUGUAAUCGUGUGUGCUGUUCAUAUCUAGAAGAAUCAUCGUGUAUAUAAUCAGGGAUUAAAUGUUUAUUUUCCUUUUUUUUUGUUUUUAAUUCUGAAUGAUUUUUGGAUGAUUUUACGUCUCUGUGGUGGGAGUGUGUUCGUGUCUGUCUGUGAAGGAAACACUGGCUGAAGCUCUUUGAAUCAAAAUGAAGUGGAAUAUAUAAGUUUAAAUUAAUACAUUUAUAUACAUAUAUAAAAUCUAUAAAUAUAUAUAUUUAUCGACUUGAAACCACACUGCCUGCAAAAUCCAGCUGAAUGUUUUGUCCCCUCGUUGUGUUUAAAGGCCUUAGUUUUUACCUGCAGUCAGUGUAGAUUUUAAACUUUCUUUAACCCGCAUUGUCCACUCUGUCUUUUUCUUUUUCUAAUUUAAUGCAUCUUUUUAACAUAAAUUAUGUCCCACCCCUCUCACCGUUGCUGCAGUCCAUCUACCGUCUCUAGAACGCAGGAGGACUGUUGUUAUUAUUUUAUUCUUUAGUUUGCGAAACGUCCACCGACCAAACGCUGGUGUAUCUGGUGAGUUCAUGUGUCCUCAGUUGUCAUUUGAAGGUUUUAUUUCUAUUCCAUGUUGAUUUAUUUUUACAUAUAUUCCAGCUGUUGUGGCCGGUGGAUGAAAAGAAGUUUCCUUCCUUGUUCGUGUCAGCUCUUGCUGUUCAUUUUUGUUGUUUUCGGGGGUGAAAACGGGACUUCUUUUUGGUUAAAACCACUGAAACUUUCUCGGCAGUGAAGGUCGACUCACAUCAGAAGGGAAUUAAGGGACCAAUUUCUGCUUCCAUGUGUCGGGUUAUGUACACUGUUCCUAAUAUGAAGUGCUUUUUUGUUGUUGCGGCUCUUAUUCGCUCAUGUUUUGCGAUAUUCUUGUUUGUUUUUUGCUCAUACUACUGUCAGCCCCGUCUCCCAGGAGGAUUUUGCACAUUGUAAAGAUGAAAUGGAUGUAAUCAUAGUUCACUGUGGCUUUAGACUGUGUACAGUUAAACUAUGGACUGUAAAAUGUACGGGAAAAUUCCUAUGGAAAAAAACUGAAUCACUUGAAGAGCCUGUCAAAAGGUUAUUGUGCAUGCCCAGGUUCUUUUGAGACUAUAAGUGUGUAAAUUUUACUUUUAGUGUACACAAGAAAUUAAAAUAGUUAUCUUCUCUG
Messenger RNA from Sebastes umbrosus (honeycomb rockfish), 4458 nucleotides. RefSeq names its product aftiphilin a (gene aftpha). The transcript has 10 exons. Gene Ontology annotation, molecular function: clathrin binding. The record is from RefSeq and is a predicted model, not a curated record. Lineage: Eukaryota; Metazoa; Chordata; Actinopteri; Perciformes; Sebastidae. Bases 351 to 2951 code for a protein of 866 amino acids. Gene Ontology annotation, cellular component: AP-1 adaptor complex; trans-Golgi network membrane. Gene Ontology annotation, biological process: intracellular transport.